This is a messenger RNA of Amoebophrya sp. A120, 305 nucleotides long. Lineage: Eukaryota; Dinophyceae; Syndiniales; Amoebophryaceae. The record is from the annotation of a GenBank genome assembly.
CUAUCGAUCCCCGCUUGAUAAAACGACGCAGGGGAGCCGGCAAAAGGGGCGCCCUUCUGAGGCGCCCACCGCCUUGGUUUCUGGCGGUUUGGGGCGCCCAAAAAGGGACGCCCAAAACGCAGCACUCCGAAAAAGACAGCGAAUCCGCAUAAUAUGGGCCUCAUUUUGGCCUACAUUCGGGCCUCGCAAAAUACGCCACCAAAAUCCGCCACUUCAGAGGCGGACUGAAGGCCAGAAGAUGCAGCAUUUUGCCAAACAAAAACAAAAAAAGAAAGCCCGCCAAAAGCAAAAAGCCAAUCCGCAUG